CCCCGUCGGACCGAACCAAGCGCCAUGCACCAUGGCUCACUUCACCGACGCCAAGUACGUUCCCAUCGGACAGUCCUCACUUCCCCGUGAGGACUCACCGCGCGGCCAUUACUCAACGCCGCCCGGAGUGUCUCCAAGGAAGGGCCACCAUCAUGGUCAUGAAGAUGGCAAUGACGGUGGCAAGAAAUCUGUGAUGGCCAAGGUGAAGGACAAGGCAAAGAAAUGGAAGAACACCCUUGUGAGGAAGAAGCAUGGCACCAACCGGCCGCACAAGAACGACGGGAUUGCCCACGGAUUGGCCGGCUUGGUAGAAGAGGAAGACGAUGAUGAAGAGGACAAUGCAGCCGCGAUGUACGAGCCAGAGAUGGCAGCAAGGGGGCCACACACCGAACCGGCAAUCAUACAUAAGAAAGACCUGGAACUAAAUGGGCCAUCACCUGAACAAGUCAUGAACCCCAAGAAUGGUGCAGAACUGAAGCACCAAGAAGCCAUAAAGGAGCCAAUUGAGAAGCAGGCUUUGGGUCCACACUCUCUGAAGCAUGAGGGUGACCCGGAGCAGGACACGCAUGAGGUUCAGUAUGACAAGGGGGUAUCAGUGAAGGAGUACCUGAUUCAGAAGCUUGAGCCAGGUGAAGGAGAUAAGGCUCUCUCUGAGGUGAUCACCGAUGCCAUCACCCCCAACAAAGGUGCACCAGUGGAAGGGGAGAAAACCGUGGUGGAGAUGGUGAAAGAAGUCGUUUCAUCGUUUCUCGGUACAGAAGAGCCAAGCAUCCCUGUUUCUACAAAACCUGAGUAUGUUAAAACUGGCAGUGGAAAUUGAAGAAGAAAGGAGACUGCAGCACAACUGAAAGCUGAUGAAGUUUCAGAACACUUUUAUUUUCUUUCUGCUUUUUUUCAAGAGGUUGAGACAUUGUUCAUAGUAUUAAGCGUUUAUACGGUGAAUAAUAAACGUAUUAACGAAACUCUCGCUUGCAAGCAGGCAGAAGAGUGUUGUAUCUCUUUCGAUUUUCUUGUAUUAACUUAAUCUCCAAGUAGUUCUUCCACUUGUAUAAUCUGACCUUUCAAUAAUUUAAUGAACAGCUUCUUGUGGGCUA
Molecule: messenger RNA, 1094 nt
Organism: Nymphaea colorata (pocket water lily)
Lineage: Eukaryota; Viridiplantae; Streptophyta; Magnoliopsida; Nymphaeales; Nymphaeaceae
Product: low-temperature-induced 65 kDa protein-like
Exons: 5
Coding region: 32-820 (262 amino acids)
Biological process (GO): response to abscisic acid
Source: RefSeq, a predicted model, not a curated record